AUGCAGCGCAUCGCUACGCAGCUCCUGGCGCUUUCGCCGGAGCUUGUCGAACCUAUCAUCGCCGACUUGCCACUUCACAAGGCGCUGGAACUCCUUUCAGUGCCUUUUGAGUCAUCACCCGUGCAAAAGAGUGUAUCAGUAACCGGUCAGCUAAGCCCAUUAGCCUACGCCUUCAUUCAAAGUCCCGCUUGGAGACACGUGUUCACGUCGGAGGAAAGGACAGAAAGACUCUUACUUAUCUGGGAAGCGAGUAAGAGCUUCUUCCUGCUUCAAACUGGGCGAUCGUACAUGCACUUGCUGAAGUCACAGGAGUAUGGCUGGCGGAGGAGCGAGCUGCUGAGAGCUGGCGCUGAUCAACUCCAGGGCCCCGAGGUCCUGGAUCAAAUGAGCGAAGGAUUGUUCAAUCUGGUCCCAGGCUUGGAUGUAGGACAUAAGGAGGCGAGAAGAAUCGCGCCAUCUAAUGCCUACAUGAAAGCAGUGUUUGCGCUCUUGCGGGAUCCCAAGGAAGUUUAUCAAUUUGACCACGAGCAGGACGAAGUUCACGUGAAUGCAUCUUUUGGCAAAACAUAUGACAUCCGCGGCGGAGAAUGGGACCCGAAAGACUUCUUGGCAAUAGCCAAGCCAUUAUAUGAAGCUUGGAAUCUGCUCAAAAGCCUCUGGGCAACAGAGCUGGAGUCUCUCGCCAUUUUGUAUGAACGAUUUCCAACGAUGCUCAAGGCUGCUUUUGCGCCCCAAUUGGCGCACACUCCAUUGAAUGACCGGCAUAUGCCCAAAAAGCUCAGAUAUGUCGCCAAACAGAUACCCGACCGAUGCCUGAGAGAUGCAAUUGGGUCCCGUAAGUCAGGUUCGAAUUCAACCUAUUUCAGUUUCUCUCAUCACUACCUUUUACCUUAUGAUUGGUGCCUGAGACUCUUCGUCAGUGUUCUUCAGGAGAAGACACCAGAAAUCCCACGCAAGCUGGCCGCAGACGUGGAUCGAGCCACUGCGGGCUUGGAUUUUAUUCAUGAACAUUCUGGCGAUGGAAAGCAGUACCCAAGAUUCAAAGGCAGCAAGGAUGACGCCAGGCACAUGGAGCUGAUUGUGUAUUACGAUCAAGACACUGUCAGACCGACCCCCAUCGCUGAAUUAGACUGGCUUACGUCGUUUCUCUCAGUCGUCAAGUGGAUGACGGAGGAGUAUCCAGUUCUUGCGGAUGACUUACGCCAGCCUGUUGCUCGUAUCUACAGAGUAGCAAAAGGGAGGGGCCAGAAAAAACUGCUCCUCGAGCCAUCUGAUUAUGAUCGGUUUGCCGACGCCAUACCCGCCGCUGAGGUUGCCAUUUAUCUGAAAAAGGACCUGAAUUUAGCUUCCCGGCCACUCGGUGCCCAGGAUGAUCAUUGUUUGCCCAGCCUGCUCGCUUUUCAUAUGCCCGACUUCUCCUCGAGGCAGGCUCAGCAGAUUGCAGCACACCUUGGGCCAAAGCCAGGACUGGCGAUUGAGCUUCAGCAAGUUGUGUAUGAGAACACCCUUGAGAAGAUCCAACGACACUUUCAAAAGAGGCCGCCCUCCCCUGCAGAAGUCUCAGAUGGAGAGUUGUUGGUGCAUCAGAUUCUCGGAAAUAACAACAGAGGUAGCGCUUUACAUACAGCACAGACAUCGCCAGGUACCUGGUGGUCAAGUGUUGUGAAGCGAUACGUGGAUGUUGUCCCAAGAAAACCUCGUAGUUUAUCUUGCUACAUCUGCCGACAUAGCAUGUCCGAUAAGCGUGGAUUUCACCCCAUCUUCUUAGCCAUGUGCAAAGCUUGUGGCGAUUUCAAUUUGGCCGGGUCGCGCAUGUCACUUCCAGAGAUGCUGGAUCUACGAGGAAAGACGGCGCUUGUUACUGGAGGAAGAGUUAAUUUAGGAUUCUACACGGCCUUGAGGCUGCUUCGUUGUGGUGCCAAGGUCAUUGUUUCGUCUCGAUAUCCCCGCGAUACACUUGUUCGGUACCAAAGGCAACCCGACUGCGGCAGCUGGAUAGAGAACAGACUGCGUAUUGUUGGGGCCGAUUUCCGCACUGCACGCGACGCGUUUGCACUGGCUGCGGAGGUCAGGAACAUAUUGGUGACUUGGUCAACGGGAGAUUCAACCAAACCAUUACUCGACAUUCUGAUCAACAAUGCCGCGCAGACGCUUACGGACGGGGAAGCAAAGGAGAUGACAGCUGUCAAGAGGGAAAGCAACCUACACUUGUCCCUACCCGCUUACACGGCGUUGCCGGAGACGUCAUAUACUCCUCGAAUUGGAGGUGGUGCGCCGGAAGGCUUCCUGGAGGGAAGGACUCAUCAGGCGCUUCAUUCAGCAAACACCUCCACUUCAGUUAUCCAACCUGUGCCCGAGAAGUCAUCUUGGGCCCAAGAUAUGUCUGAGAUUCCCUAUGCAGAUAUCAUCACGGCACAGGCAGUCAAUGCUUUUGUCCCGCUAAUCCUAAUCCGAGAACUUCUCCCAGUCAUGUCUCAUAGCGAAAUCAGGGAGCAACAAUCAGGCCACAUAAUUAACGUUUCCUCGCGGGAGGGCAUCUUUGAAGCGAGCCGGAAUCACUCGGCCAAGAAGGGCACGCAUGUCCAUACCAACAUGUCCAAGGCAGCGCUGAACAUGAUCACGGAAACCGAGGCCGGGCCGGCGUGGAGGAGCCACGGUGUAGCCAUGAACACAGUAGACCCGGGGUAUAUGAGCGCGUCGCCGGAGAUGGAGAGCCUGUUUGGUGGCGUGCGGCCUCUGAGCUGGGAGGAUGGGGCUGGGCGAGUGCUCUGGCCAGUAGCAAUGGCGUUUGGCGAGGAGAAGACGGUGAUCUGGGGCCGGUUUCUAAAGCAUUAUGGCACCGUGAGCGUUACUGCAGGUCUGCGGUAG
This is a messenger RNA of Clonostachys rhizophaga, 2868 nucleotides long. The record is from the annotation of a GenBank genome assembly. Lineage: Eukaryota; Fungi; Ascomycota; Sordariomycetes; Hypocreales; Bionectriaceae.